Molecule: messenger RNA, 4425 nt
Organism: Mesorhabditis belari
Lineage: Eukaryota; Metazoa; Nematoda; Chromadorea; Rhabditida; Rhabditidae
Source: the annotation of a GenBank genome assembly
AUGUUCAAAGGACUGAAGUCAAAACUUGAGGAUGAGGCGAAGAAACUCCAAGCAACGGUACAAUCAACCGUAGCUCAAUAUGGAGAAAGCCUCUCGCACCAAGUAGGACACAUCCGAAGCGGUGCCGCGAGUGAUGCGGGGAGUGAAAGCUCGGCAAGUGUGUCAAAACGUUUUUUUGGAUUUGGAUCAAACAACGAAAAUGACUCCUCGGGGCCUAGCCAUUCGGUUGGAGGAGCAUUGAUGGAAGAGGUGACAGAAGGGGAUUUACUGGGACUCGAUAUCCCUCAGCGAGAACGAACUUUAUCUGGUGGCUCCAAUCACUCAAAUGAAAGCUCCUUUUCCACAUUGUUCUCAUCCGUUCCUGGAAUGCCCGUUUCAACAUUGGAUCCAAUCGAUUCAGAUGUUGAGUCAGCAAUGGAUGAGCAUGGAUCAGCUGUUGUUAAUAGUGCUUCAAAAGAGCAAAUUUCUUCGGUGCUUCGAAAACUCCAAGGACGAGCUGCUAACUACAAAGAUAAAUACAGAGAUCUCGUCAAACAAUACAAUGAAGUUGUCACUGAGAAUAACAAAUGCCGGGCAGUUUUGGCUCAGACUCAAGAUAAAGCACUGACAAGAAUCGACAAGUUGCGCAAUGAGAGAAAAGUUCUACUGGAACAAGAUCAAGAGACUCAAAAACGACUAACUAAAUAUGAAGAUAUGCUCAAAAAGUGCACUGACGAGAUUCGACGUAAUCGAGCCAAGAUCACUGAACUUUCUGAAGGAAACACUGGGAGCAAUCAAGGCGAAAAUUCAGAAGAGUCUGAUCGGAUUGUAUUAGAAUGGAAAAAACGAGUCGAAAAGUUGGAAGAGGAAUGGACUGAGAGACUAAAUAAGGCAGAAACAGAUGCAGCUCUCACUUUGGCUCAAUCGAAAGCGGACAUGCAUGGAGCUUUGGAAUCGAAAGAUCGAGAAGUCGAACUCCUGAGACAGAAAUGUCGAACACUCGAGAUUCAGGAUGGUCAAGCUAAUGAACGUUGGCAAAAGAAGGUUGAUGAGUUGAAAGUAAUCAUUUCAUCACUGGAAACCGAGAAAUCGGAAAUGAUUGAGAAGCUGAGUGAAGCUAAAGUGCAAGGGGUUAAGGCGGUUCGAGACGAAGAAGAAGCAAAACGGAAGGACCUGGAAGCUAACAUUGCCCAAAUACAACAGGAUCACACGCAAGAAGUCGCCCAAUUAAAAGAGAAACUAGAAAAAUUGCAAAAUGCAACUCUUGAAUCAUCAGAAAACGACUCACUCAGCCGGGACAAGCUUAAUGAUUUGGAGAAUUCGCUAAAACGACUUACAGAGGAAAAUGCUAGGAAAAUUGAAGAGCUUACUGGAACGCAUGAAAUGUCACUUGAAGAACAAAAAAUCGAGUACGAAAACAAAGUGGCUGAACUUUCAACGGAUUUGAACAAUGCUAAGACGGAUUUCCGAAAACUUCAUGAAGACUACGAGAACUUGAAAAAACAAAAUGUUGAUGAGAAGAAAGAUGAAGAGACAGAGAUCCAGGAGUUACAAAGAAAAUUGGAAAAUGCUGAACAAGAAGGCAUUCAAUCACAAGAAAGAGUAACAGUCAUUGAGGAAAAGUGUCAAACUCUAUCAAAUGAACUCGAGAAGGCUCGCGAAGUGAUCGCUGAGUUGAGCACUUUGAGAAAUACAAUGGAGAUUGAGAUUCGAGAAGCGAAGAAAAUGGUGGACGAGUUAACGAACAGUGCUUCAAACGAUGCAGCUGAAAGUGGAGCUGAAGUUCUCAAUCUGAAACAAAUGCUCAAAGAACGGAAUGUACAAUUAGAAGAUUCAGCUCAACAAAUUGGAAGACUCCAAAGUGAAUUGGAAAAAGUCAAAGAAAAUUUGACUGAAGAGAUUGAAGACAUCAAGAAUCAGCGGGAUGAAGUUCAAAGAAGAGUUGACAAUCUGGAAACAAGUCUUGAUCAAGCACAAAGAAAUUUGGAAGAAGCCAGAAGUCGCCUUGAAGAUGAGAAGACAGCUUUGGAAGAAGAGAUUAAUCUGAUGAGAAAUAGACUUCCAGAAGUGAUUCCCGUUGCUCCUGAUUUGUUAGAAGAAUGCCUCAUCAAAGUGGAUGAACCUGUUUUGGCAGCAGAGCCGGUGAGCCAAGUUGAAAUCGAUCAGCUAAAAAAUGAGCUACAAAUAGCAGAACAGAAUUAUGAAGUUCUGAAAGAAGAAAGACACUCGGUGAUGGUAGAAUUGGAUUCUGUAAAAGCCGAUUUUGAGCAAAUUAGAAGAAAGAGCGAUGAGCAUUUGAAGAGCUAUGAAGAGAGAAUGAAAAGUUUAGAAGAAAUAUGCAAAGAACAAAAAGAUCAACUUUCCACACUUGAAAAAGAAAAAGACGGCUUUUUGGAAAAGUGGAAAAUCGAAGAAGAGGAAUUCACCGAAAAAUCAAAACUUUUUGAUCAAGCUCUAUCCAAUGAGAAAGAAAAAGUCCAAGAUUUACAAGCUCAACUCGAAAACAACCAACAACGACUUCAAUUUCUAAACGAGCAGCUUAAUAAAAAGGAAAAGGAUCAUGAUCAAACAUUGGCCAGUGAACAAGAAAAGGCGAGAACCUUGGAAGCCCAACUUGAAGAAAAUCAUCAACAACUAAAAGCACUGAAAGAGCAACUAAGCCAAAAGGAUAUGAAACUUGAUCAGUCUGUAGCCGGUGAACAACAACAGGUUAAAGCUUUGGAAACGUAUGAACAAAAGCUUAUCGAGAACGAAGGAAAGCUUCAAGAGCUCAACGAUCGCCUUCAACAAAAGGAUGGGGAGUUAAUCUUGUUGCAAAAUGAACGAGCUUCUUUGAUCGAAGAAGUUAAAACAUUGAAAGAUGGAUCGUUAGAUAAAGAGAAAGAAUUGCAAGUGAAACUUGAAGCGAGUGUUCAACGGGAGGAGCUCCUUCAUGCAUCCAUCGAAAAUGCACAACGAGAGAUCGAAGUGCUUAAGAAAACGCAACCAGAAAUGAGUGCCUCGAAGAGAAUAAACGAACUAGAAGAACUAGGAGACAGAAUGCGCUCAGAAUUCCUUGAGAAGGAAGAAAUAGUGGCAGAACUGAGAAAAGAGCUCGAGCAAAGUCGCUUGCAUACACAAGAGAUCAACAAUAAAUUGUCUUCUUUGGAAGAAGAACGAUCAAACUUGCAGGAUCAACUCUCAAAUGCUCACUCUACUUUGACUGACAAAGCACAAGAAGUUCAUGCGUUGACACAGAAAUUUGAGACUUUCCAAAAUGAUAUGAAAACGGAAAUUGAGAAAAAAGAUGCUGAACAUGAUGAGGGACUCAAAAUUAGGGAGCAAUAUUCAUCCGCUCUUGAAAAUCAUCGAACCAAUGAAGAAGAACUGGGAAAAAGAGUAACCGAGAAAGAAACAGAGAAUCGAAAAUUGCAUGCCGAUUUGGAAAAUCUCACCAAGGAGUUCAAUGAAUAUAGAGAACAACAGCAAAAGGAACAAGACACUGCAGUAAGUGAAUUGAAGAAAAAAGCUGAAGGAAAGUUGGGGAAAAUGAAAAAAGAGUUUGAGAAAGAUGUGGCAGCCGCGAAAUCGGAGCUUUUAUUAAAGGUAGAUGAACAUCGAACUGCUUUAUCGGAAAAAGAGAAGAAACUCGACGAAAUGCGCAUUGAAAAAGCAAAGCUUGAGCAACAGUUGAUUGGAGAAGAAGAACUCCGAAAGGAAUUGAGUCAAGAAAGACAAAAUAAUGAACAGAUCAUGACACAGAUGAAACUUUUGGAAGGAAAACUCGCAGAGGUUUCGGCUCUUGAGAAGGAUUUGAAGGAAAUGCAAGUAAAUAACAGAGAAACGAUUGAUGAAAAGGAAAAGCUCGUCAAUAAGGUGGCUGAACUAGAAAUGGCCAAUGAGGAAACGAUGAAAAAAGUCGCAGUAAAGCAAGAUCUUGAGUCAAAGAAGGUGAUUCGUGAACUUCAAAGAGAAGUCAAACAGUUAUAUGCUGAGUUGACGGAUAAAUCGACGGCUCUCGAUGAGGCAAACUCUCAAAUUCGAGAGCUCGAGAAUAAAGCGACGAAUCAACAAGUUCAUCCAUCCGAAAAUCACUCGAAAGCGUCAACUAACAAAGGAGAUGAAGCACAUGAGCUGGAUCAAGAAGAAAUCAACUCGUUGAAGAGAAGACUGACCGAUGCUCACAAAGAAAUUGAUGUCUUGCGAGAAAACAGACACGCAACUAAAAACAACAAUUCUGAUGAUAACACUUUUGCACAUCCAACAGAGCAAGAGUAUCUGCGAAAUGUCCUCUAUCGAUACAUGAACGAGCGGGAAACAUUAGGAAAAGAGAUUGUGACGCUUGCACGAGUGAUUGGAACGGUGACACGUUUCUCGAAGAAACAACUAGACGAUGUAUUGACGAAAGAAGAAAAUCGAGCCGCCUCUUGGGGACAAACUCUUUCCACUGUCUCCAAUCCUAAGCAC